UCCCUCCCAUAGGUUCCGAGGGGAAACGGCGUUCCGAGCAUUUGAAAUAAACAAUCUGAUGUUACUAAUCAUGAUAGAAGAAUCGGACCUCAGUCAAGAAGAAGUGUAACAUCUAUGCUCGGUUGUGAGGAGUAGCGAGACGCGGGACUUAAAUGCGCUCUGGCAAUUUAGUAAAGGGAGCGCGGAACUCCCCAGCGCAUCAGCCGAACUGAAGCAGCGGCACUCGGGCACAUCGUGUUGCGCAGACGCCUCACAUCCUCCCCAGGAUCAAGCACUCAACACAAUGUUGUUUUUUAGACGGUCCGGACUGAAGGAUCGACGGGCUGACCCUCAGACGGAGGGUGGGCUGUUAGGGCUCUGGGAUCAUUCUUUAGUUUAAUUCGGAAAUUUUUACUCGGAGAACAACGGGAGGAGAUAUGCUGAAAGAGUUUAUUAGUACCUGGAUGGGACGAAGCUUAUUAUAUAAGGUAAGUGGAUCAAAAUGCAACUUCUGAGGGACACUGUGCCUUUCAGGGAGCGUCCAGCUGUGCUGGGAAAGGAGGUCUUCAUCCAUGAACCCUCCAUACUUGCUACCUACACACUUUGAAAUCGUCCCUCCCUGAACUGAAGGGUGACAAUGUGAUGAGCUUUGAUAUCAUUUCCAGCCAAAGCAUGGAUGGAGGGAUGAAAAGGAGUUGCACGAGUUAAUGAGACUAUUGCUCUUGUGUUGGGGAGCUUAGGACAGGCAAUUACUGGAGGAUUACUUGCUGACUUCAACACAGCAUAUACUCUCCACAAAGCAACCUUGAAGAUCCAUAAAGAACUCCAGCGUGGUGGAUUUUAUUUGUUUUUCUACCCUUUUUUAAUUACUUGCUGUGCUGUUGUCCAAAGUGUUACAAAAUGGAGGUACAGAUCCGAAUAUGGAAUAAAGACUUUCCUACGCUGAUCAGCCCGUGGAUACCAAUACUGCUAGGCCUUCACUUGCAUUUCUCACGGGCCACGAGCUGUCCGGAGGAGUGUCGAUGCGACAGGACCUUUGUUUACUGCAACGAGAGGAGUCUAACGUCCGUGCCUCUGGGGCUAGGAGAGGGUUAUAAGACCCUUUACCUCCACAACAAUCAAAUCAACAAUGCUGGAUUUCCCCUGGAAAUGCACAACGUUGCCUCAGUGGAGACGGUGUAUCUCUAUGGCAACCAGCUUGACGAAUUCCCCAUUAAUCUGCCCAAAAACGUGCGGGUGCUCCACCUGCAGGAGAAUAACAUUCAGACGGUGUCCCGGGCUGCCCUCGCACAGCUGCUUCGCCUGGAGGAGCUUCAUCUGGAUGACAACUCCAUCUCCACCGUGGGUGUUGAGGACGGGGCCUUCAGGGAGGCCGUCAGCCUCAAAACCCUUUUCCUCACCAAGAACCACCUGAGCAGCGUACCUAUCGGGCUCCCAGAGGAACUACGAGAGUUGCGGCUGGACGAGAACCGUAUUGCGCUCAUAGCUGAGGACGCCUUCGAGAACGUGACGGGCCUGGAGGUCCUCCUCCUCGACGGCAACCUGCUCACAGACGAGGGCAUCGACCCGGGGGCUUUCCAAAGCUUGGCUAAUCUUCAAACCCUGUCGAUGGCACGUAACUCGCUCUUGUUUCCUCCCCCUAAUCUACCCACUGAGUUUUUAGUCAAGCUGAACUUGCAGGAUAAUCAAAUGAAUGAGAUUCCUUUGGAGGCCUUUCGCGGCCUGCACCGCUUGGAGAGAUUGGAUAUUUCCAACAACCAGCUGCAGUCUCUCACACAGGGCGUCUUUGACGGCCUCCGCGGCCUGAGACAGCUCACUGUUCGAAACAACCUUUGGCUCUGUGACUGCAGCAUUAAAUGGGUCAUACUGUGGUUAAAAUCGCUGCCAGCCAGCCUCAAUGUCCGCGGAUUCAUGUGCCAGAAACCAGAGAGAGUACGUGGCAUGGUAAUCAGAGAGCUGACCCUGGAGCUCAUCCAGUGUCCUAACAGCACAGCCACAAUCCCACGAUUCACACAACAGCCCACGCUGCUCUUCUCCUCCACCGCUGAGUCAGCCACUCAAACGGCCUUCACUCCCCCACGCUCCCUGCCCACACCCACCCUUCCACCUUUUGCACUUCCCCUACCCACCGCGGGUGAGGAUCGGAGCACAAUCGUCCCCGACAGCCCGGGGCAGGAAUCGCUGCGGGUCUCUUUCAUCGUGCUAAACGCUUCGUGCAUUAAGGUAAGCUGGGUAUCGACGUUUACGGUCACGGCUUAUAAGGUUACCUGGGUCAAGCUGGGUCACAGUUUGAUCGCCGGCCCCAUGCAGGAGACGAUGGUGGUGGGCGAACAUGAGGGAAUCUUGCUGCAAAACCUGGAGCCCAAAUCCUCCUACCGCAUUUGCGUGGAUCCGCUAGAGGCUUUCAACAAUUACCACCCGGGAGAUGAUACAAUUUGCUCAGAGGUGACGACAAAAUCUGCUUCUUUUAAUUCGGAUGACAACUCCACUGGGCCCGAGCAGGCUAGCCAACAGGACCCCAGCUCCUCUCUCCUACUGGCUGGCCUGAUUGGUGGGGCGGUGCUAGUGGUUCUGGUUGUAAUGUUAAGCAUAUUUUGCUGGCACAUGCACAAAAAGGGAAGGUCAGACUCGUCCAAAUGGAAAUACAGCAGAGGCAGAAGAAAAGACGAUUAUUGCGAAGCAGGGACGAAAAAGGAUAACUCCAUUCUGGAGAUGACCGAGACUACCUUUCAGAUAGUUUCUUUAAAUAAUGAACAGCUUCUUAAGGGGGACUUUCAUAUUCAACCCAUAUACACACCCAACGGCGGUGUCGGAUUCAGAGACUCCCAAAGCAGAAAGAAUAGCACAGCAUACUGUAAGAACAGCGUUCCAGAGUCGGAUCCAUGCCAUAAAUGAUGCUUUUCGACAGAUGACAUCCUUUAUAUUUAGAUCAGACAUGAACACACUGUAUAGGAUAUAUUUCAAAAGACUGUACAAUAUGUAAUUUAUAUUCUGACCAAUGAUAUCGCCUUCUUUUUUUAUAUAACUUAGUAAAACACAAAAUGAUUUGUAAAGUA
Molecule: messenger RNA, 3035 nt
Organism: Triplophysa dalaica
Lineage: Eukaryota; Metazoa; Chordata; Actinopteri; Cypriniformes; Nemacheilidae
Product: leucine-rich repeat transmembrane protein FLRT2
Exons: 2
Coding region: 880-2874 (664 amino acids)
Molecular function (GO): protein binding
Source: RefSeq, a predicted model, not a curated record